This is a messenger RNA of Gamsiella multidivaricata, 2194 nucleotides long. RefSeq lists its product as uncharacterized. Gene Ontology annotation, molecular function: protein binding. Lineage: Eukaryota; Fungi; Mortierellomycota; Mortierellomycetes; Mortierellales; Mortierellaceae. The transcript is spliced from 5 exons. The record is from RefSeq and is a predicted model, not a curated record. The coding region runs from base 169 to 2070 and encodes 633 amino acids.
CCCGCCCCCUGCAAGGGUGACGUGCUGUGAUCAAGUGCAGAGCCAACAACCACUCGCCCACUCGUCCCUUUCUCCAUUCCUUCACCUUCCUCCAUUCAAACUUAUUGAGCUCGCCAACGCAUUCAUCCGCAUACAAGUUGAACGUGCAACCGCCGCUCUCAACCUGCCAUGGCACACCACCAUGCUUCCCCAUACCACGAAGUCAAGCAUGUGCCAAUGAUUGUCUCACCACUCUUCCAAGCGCCGGUGCCUAUAUCUCCACCAUAUGACAUGCAUUCCCUUCCCGACGACAUUACGCAGAGGAGAUACCAUGACUUUUCGCUGGAGCACAGGAUCGUCCAGGAAUAUCAGCGCAUCAUGGCCGAGGAAGCAGCUGUUAUGGAAGCCAAAGAGAACGCCUACAAACUAUACUCCGAGGAGCGACAGGCGCGUCUGGAGCAGGAGAGAGUUACUCAAGCCCGCAAGAUCGCACCGGGAUUUCUGGAUAAUGAAGACCGCCGUAUCUUGACUCCAACACUAGUCACAGCGCAAGCGGCGACGUCUGCUCAGGAAUCGAGCUCCAAAGCCAAGGCAGCAAGAAACCUUCAUUUUGAUUACAGCGAAUUCGAGGCGAAGGACAGUCCUGUGGAGGAAGCGUUGGAAAGCAGCAGUUCAAAGGUCCAAGAAGCUGCAAACGCGAACCAGACUCAGGGCGAUACUCAGCGGGGCUCUAGCUCUACACCCAGCCAGGAUGUCUACCAACAGAACAACCAGGACAAUGCGGAGGAGGAGGAGGUCAUUGUGCAGGCUGUUCCGUUGUCUGAGCUUACGGGAUUAUUGCGCGAUAGCUGUCUGGAAGAGGAAUCGUCGAGCUCGCUGCCUCAGUCAUGGUCGGGACGCGACGCAGCAUCGGAGAAAUCUGUACUUCCUUCGUUUAGUGCAACGCGAUUGGACUUUCGUGAGUUUGAGCAGGGAUUGGGACCACCAGACCCAUGGGAAACCCCCGUCGAUGACCUGACCGCCCUGAGGGAUGUCAUUUCGCAGCAGAUGGGCCAUAACAACUCCUCACAAUCCCAGGAUAUUGCGCAAGGACGUCCGCAGCCACUUCAACAACUUCAACAGCAGCAAUCCCAAACAUACCCUUACCAGCCACAACAGACCCCUUCACCAUUCCCGCAGCAUGCUGAUCAGCACUCACACAACCAAUACCAGUUCGGCACGCCUCCCACAAAAUCUGGAUACAAUCCAUCGCCAACCCCUGUUGCCGCCUUUGUGCCUCAACCAAAAGUCACCGGAAUCGCACAGCAACAACAGACCUUGCAGUAUCACCAACAGCAGCAUCGUCAUUCGACUGGAGGUAUCGCUGGCGCUCACCCUGCGUCAACAGGUCUGACAGCAGCUCAGCAGCAUGCUCGAUUCGGGAACGCUUCGCCCUCUCCACCACCAUUACCUCCACCACCGAGGGCCAUGACAUCCUCUCCAAGUGUCGGAACUGGAUCUGCUGCCACUAUUAACUCGACAUCCGGAUCAGGUCGGCCUCCUGUACCAGCGCGGCCACAUCGACCCACCGAUCAGUCGUCGUUAGAUUCCCCAGCUUCUGCAGGCAUUGACCAUACCACGGUUUUGGAUCGAUCUAUGACCCCACCACGUCCACCGCUGCCACCACCACCGCCAUCGUCACAGGUAGCAGCAGGUGCAGCAUCUUCUGCAUCAUCAUCCGUAGUCGGUCCAUCAGGGCCUACUGCGGGCCCCCCAGCGCUUAAACCACGUCCACCCAAAGACCAUGAGAUGCUUCAUGGAAUGCUGGGACCCGGCAAAACUCCUGCGCCUGCGCAUAACAAUGGAUUCGGAACUGAAGCGAUGCCGUCUACAGGGUCUUCGUCUUCAGUUUCGGCCUCACGGGAUUUGGGCAUGUCUGGCGACGAUCAUCGUCAUCAACAGCAGGUUGCACCGGCACCUCCGAAUGCCAACUCAUUGAUUGAGCAGUUGGUGAAUAUGGGGUUCACGCGAGAGCAGAGUCGUAGUGCGCUGGAGAAGUAUGAUUAUGAUCUGGAGAAAGCGACCAAUCAUUUGUUGGACUGGGAUGAAUAAGUCGAAUUGGCUGUGCGGGCCAGGUGGCCAGGCUGGAGGGCAGGGCCAGUGCCAAAGGAAAUAUAGUAUCCGCGUAGAGCGAACAAUAUUUGUCAUAAAAUAAAACCAUAGUUGUACAUUUGUA